Cladocopium goreaui is the source of this 2665-nucleotide messenger RNA. NCBI's taxonomy places the organism in Eukaryota, Dinophyceae, Suessiales, Symbiodiniaceae. The record is from the annotation of a GenBank genome assembly.
AUGCUCUACAGCACCUUCAAGGGCGGAGGUGGAGGCUAUGACCAGAUGCAGGGGCAGGCCUUCAUGCCCGGCAAGAGGAAACGGCUCAAUGUGGUCGCCAUCCUUCUAAAUGCGUCGAUUCCCAGCAUUGCCUUUGCGAUGAGUGGCUGGGCCUUUCGUUUCAGCAUCCACUACGAGCAGCCUAUGUUGACCUGGUCCCUGCUGGUUCUUGGCUUGCUGAUCUCCAUGACCUCGUAUGUGCUGGGCCGUUGCAACCGUCAAGUCGCAGGGCAGCCCAUGUGGUACACCUUCUUCGCAAUCAGCUUUGCCUUAGCCUCAUUGCUCGGUGCGGCGCUUGGAGAUUACCUCUUCCACAACACCAUGGAGGCAGCCUUCAACUUCCAGAGCAUGAGCAGCUAUUCUGCGGUCGAUCCGGCAAAGCAAAAGGGACAAGAGAUCAUGGAUGCUGGAAGAGUCUAUUUCUCUUCUGGCAGCAAAUUGGACCUUUCCAAGUCUAUGAGCUUUCACAACUUUGAAGAGUAUUGCGUGGCGCCAAUUGUUCAUGGCGACAUCGAACUGGCGUCCUACGACUUCUGGGCUGUGGGCACCAAUUGCUGUAACCAACGGGAUGGCCUCUUUCGCUGCGGCGAGUAUGCGAACAUUCAUGCUCGUUCCGGGCUUCGCUACAUGGACCAGGAGAGGCAGCAGCAUUUCAUGUCAGCUGUGAAGCAAGCGGAAGCAGCUUUCGGUAUCAAGGCUAAACACCCCUUGCUCUUCACUUGGCUUCAAGAUCCACUGGCGAUGAUUAACACCAAGGUCGCCUCAGCCUGGCAUUUCUAUUAUGUUGGCGUCGGCACCUUUUUCUUCACGAACCUCUUCGGCGUGAUCGCCUCCUGCCUGGGCGAUGCCGGAUCCACCAAAGGCGUGCUCACAGUGGUUUGCACCUCAGAAGGUCAGCCUUCCAACCUCCAGCCGGACGCCACAAAGGCGAGUGGGGAAGAUGUCAAAUUCUGCGAUUCCCUAGGGCCCGCGUUCGCCCUGUGGAUCGGCAGGGCACCUGUAGAUGACGAGACAGGUCAACCAGCUCAACGUGCAUCGAAGACGGGCUCAGGUGCUCGUAAAACUGCAGAUCGAUCUUCACCAGGCGGCUGCCGGGCUGCAUCAAAACAUGUCGUGGCAAAGUGCAGAUUGACGAAGGCUGGAGUGAGCUUGGCAGUCUGGUCCCCCCAUGUCCCCUUCGUCGAACAUCUUCCAAGCUGUGUUGGAGGUACCCGCAAGCCACAAGAUCGAUCUUCGCCCAAGACAGGUCGCGGCAACGUGCAGAUUGAUGAAGGUGCUCGUCGCAAGGCCGCGGGGCACAGCUCAGCCUUCCCAGGUUUGACCAGCAAAAAGACAGACGCGCAAGAAGAUGAGCAACCUGCAGCACCAGAUUGCUUUGCACCACGUGGCGGGGGGGGCGCCAUGCCUGGUGUGGUGAGUGCGGCCGAGGCGUUCUUACAGGCGUUGACUCAGGGCCAUCAUGAUGGGGCUGAGAAUGUAGGAGUUGAUGUGGUGAAUCACAAUGGCAUCCGCAGCCGCUCCCUGCGAGCAGCCCAUGCCUUUGGAAAGGGUGACGUUCUUCUGUCAAAUGCGCCUGAGCACGUCAUUCGAGCAGCAGAUGUUCAUGGCAGGAGAUUCGAUGGCUGCCAGGAUGAUGCCUGUAAGCUGGCGCUGUACAUUGCCGAAACACGGGCCGCAGGGCUCAAAGAAGCAAGCGGCAGCUAUUGGCAGAAAGCCCUCGAGACCUUUCCGGAGUUCAGCGACUUCGAAGCUCUUGGUGUGCCACUGGCGGCGAGCGAGAAGGCUCUUGCCACGUUGAGUCAGGUCCCAGAAUUUCAAACUUUGGUGCCCUUCAUCCAGAAAACACGUGGUACCAUGCUGUCCGCUGUGGAUGUGUACAACCGCAGUGCAGAACCGCAUCCAGCUCUUAGUUUCUCAGAAGCCUUGUGGGGUCGCUUGGUUGUUGAAACCUAUGCCUUUGCAAACACGGCAUGCGGCCUCCACCUUGCACCACUGGCGAGUUGGGUGAACCAUAGCCUGCAGCCCAACGUAAGCUACAACUGUGAUGUCCGUGGUGUGACCGUCUCCGCCUUGCAGCCUUUGGCUCCACACAGCGAGCUGCAGGCCACGUACAACAAGUUGGGCCCUUUGGCCAACUUUGCCAAAUAUGGUGUCAUUGAAGACGCCGGCUCAACAAAGCCUUUGAGCCCUUCCAGUUGCACACGCCUGCAGCUUAGUCCGCAAGCCAAAGAACCGCUCCUGCGAGCCGCGAGCAAGUUGGCAUCCAUCCAUUGCCAGGGCUCCGCGCCGGACUCGCUGAGUUUGCCGCCUGCGGCCCAGCCACUUCCUGCCCUAAAACCAACGCCUGCGAAUCCGCCAGCUGCCGAAGGGCUACAGUGGGGCAGCCUUCCACUUCAACCCAUGACCCAGAUUCCAGGAAUCUCCAACUUGCUUUAUGGCCCGCGGACCUACAUCCCCUUGUCCCCAAGCGCCUGGGAUGCUACGCUGCCAAUGAUGUUCCCGACGACUGCCCACAUGCCGCAGCUGGACCUGGUGGUGCUGGCAGGCUCGCCAUGGCGGAGCGCUGCGAGCGCUACGACGUCCAGGAGCAGAGAUGCCAGCUUUCUCACGUGAAAAGCGAGCAAAA